Messenger RNA from Acanthochromis polyacanthus (spiny chromis), 3243 nucleotides. RefSeq names its product glycerol kinase (gene gk). The record is from RefSeq and is a predicted model, not a curated record. Gene Ontology annotation, molecular function: glycerol kinase activity. Bases 135 to 1838 code for a protein of 567 amino acids. Gene Ontology annotation, cellular component: mitochondrion. The transcript has 21 exons. Lineage: Eukaryota; Metazoa; Chordata; Actinopteri; Pomacentridae. Gene Ontology annotation, biological process: triglyceride metabolic process; glycerol-3-phosphate biosynthetic process; glycerol metabolic process.
GCCAGAAGGAGCGUUACGUCUGAAGGCAGCGACUGGGCAACUCGACCCCCCGUCUUUGGCUGAGCUUGAGCCGCUUUGCCGGUGGUGCUAAUCGGUUUCUUGCCCAGCUCCGUGCCUAAGCUCCGGGGCUGCCCAUGAACGGCACCAUGGCCGCGUCCUCACACCGGAUAAUGCUGGGGCCGCUGGUUGCUGCCAUCGACCAGGGGACGAGCUCCACUCGGUUUUUGGUGUUUAACUCCAAAACUGCAGAGCUCCUCAGCCACCAUCAAGUGGAGAUCAAACAGAGCUUCCCAAAAGAAGGAUGGGUUGAGGAAGAUCCCAAAGAAAUUCUGCAGUCGGUGUACGAGUGUAUGGAGCGGACCUGUGAGAAACUGACACAGCUCAACAUCGACAUCUCAAACAUUAAAGCUAUUGGCGUGACCAACCAAAGAGAAACCACGCUUGUUUGGGACAAAGAGACCGGGGAGCCCCUCUACAACGCAAUUGUGUGGCUGGACCUUCGCACUCAGUCAACAGUUGAAAAUCUUAUUAAUAAAACUCCAGGAAGGAAUAAGAACCACUUGAAGCAUAAAACAGGACUCCCCAUCAGCACGUACUUCAGCGCCGUGAAGCUUCGCUGGUUGAUGGACAAUGUAAAAGAAGUCCAUGAAGCCGUCGUGUCUCACCGCGCCAUGUUUGGUACCGUGGACUCCUGGCUCAUCUGGUGUUUGACAGGAGGCAAGUCAGGUGGAGUCCACUGCACUGAUGUGACCAACGCCAGCAGAACCAUGCUGUUUAAUAUUCACACAAUGGACUGGGACACAGAACUUUGCAAAUAUUUUGGUAUUCCAAUGGAGAUCCUUCCCCGGGUGAGGAGUUCUUCAGAAAUUUAUGGCCUCAUGAAAAUAUGUUCUAGCCGGAAAUCAGGGGCUCUUUCAGGUAUUCCCAUUUCAGGGUGUCUUGGGGAUCAGUCGGCAGCGCUUGUCGGACAGAUGUGCUUCCAAGACGGCCAGGCUAAAAACACGUAUGGCACUGGCUGCUUUCUGUUGAGAAACACUGGAGCCAAGCCUGUAAUGUCUGAACACGGUCUUCUGACUACUGUGGCGUACAAACUUGGUCGGGACAAACCAGCCUGUUAUGCACUGGAGGGUUCUGUGGCCAUUGCAGGAGCUGUGGUUCGUUGGCUGCAGGACAAUCUUGGAAUCAUCGGAUCAUCUGAAGAGCUUGAGAAGCUGGCUGCAUCAGUCGGUACAUCCUACGGUUGUUAUUUUGUUCCUGCUUUUUCGGGUCUUUAUGCACCUUAUUGGGAGCCCAGCGCAAGAGGGAUCAUUUGCGGAUUAACUCAGUUUACUAAUAAGCGCCAUCUCGCGUUUGCUGCACUGGAAGCUGUCUGCUUCCAGACUCGAGAGAUACUGGACGCUAUGAAUCAGGACAGCGGCAUCCCACUGACUCAGCUCCAGGUAGAUGGAGGAAUGACGUCCAACAAGCUGCUGAUGCAGCUUCAGGCCGACAUCCUCUGUAUCCCUGUUGUGAAGCCGUCCAUGCCAGAGACCACAGCUUUGGGGGCAGCGAUGGCAGCGGGAGCAGCAGAGGGCGUCAGUGUGUGGAGCCUGAACCCAGACGACCUGAGCGAAGUCACAUCGGAGAAGUUCGAGCCUCAGAUCAACCCUGAAGAGAGUGAGUUUCGGUACGCACGCUGGAAGAGGGCGGUGCAGAAAUCCAUGAACUGGGAAACAACGGAGCCUGUUGGUAACGGAAACGGUGAACCGAGCAUCUUCAGCAGCGUCCCCCUGGGCUUUUACAUCAUGGGCAGCAUGGUGAUGCUGAUUGGUGCGAAAUACCUUGCAGGCCACAACUAGGCUCAGACUCCUGGAGGCAUUAAAGCAGAGAGUGAAGUGGACGUUCCUGGUGUCGGACCACUUGGCUCUGCUUGAACUCUUUCCUUAAAACCAUUCCAGAAGAAAGACCCCUGCUGAACCUUCACUGCUGGACGACUCUGAACUGACUAUUGGAACUACUUCAUCAUUGUUGUUGUUUUUAAUCCUUCAUUUUUACUUAUUUUCCUGCGUGGCAUACAAAACACGUCGGUACAGAAGACGUGCAUUUUGACAGGCGCGUGCAUGCAGUGUGUGUUUUCUACUGAGCUGAUGUGAUCGGAAAUUCUGAGCUUAUUCGUGUAGAAAAUCUAUCAGUGGUACUUGAAGCACGCUGUCUGAUAUCCAGGACUUGUUUGUCAUUUCACUGUUAUUCUUGAACCGUCAUCUUGUGAUGUUUUUGUUAAAGACCUUCCACUAUGCGCGACAAAGGAUUUUUUUUUAGUGCACUUUAUAUGUUUGUUUUGCUGUGCAUUAACAAGUCGAUGUAUAUAUUUUUCUAGAAUAUUUGAGAGUCUGUAGUGACAUCAAAAAGAAGGAAGGGAGUGUAGAUGAUGAACUGAUGUGAGGUUUCUUUGAGGGGGAAAACAUGCGAUGAAGGUCAACGAUGGCUGGAGUUCUGUGUUGACACAAAAUGAGUUAAAAGGCACAGAUGUUAAUUCAACUAAGAGUACUUUCAAACUGAAGCAGCACUACAUAAACCGCAUACUCUGGAUAAAAUUACAUUUUCUGACUCAUACAUUCACAGAUUUAAGCAAAAACUUGUGCUUAAUGAGUAAAAUGCAAACAUUUUGCUUGCAUGCUUAAAGUCAAUCCACAACAAAGCAGCUUUAUUGCACUAAAAUGACAAUGUUUACUCUUUUUUUCCCCCUGAAUAAUUUAUUGAAAGCAAAAUUAAAGGGAGCUGUGUUAUAGAUGCAUGAUUUAUAUACUUGCUCUUUUUGCUGCUUGGUCGCAGUUUGACAAACUUCAGGAAUUUCUUCUGUUGUCUUCUAUGAGAAUCUGAAAUGAAAAGAAAAACCUGCUUGGUUAUUGAUGAAGUCUGCAGGCCAAACAGAUGUUCUGGCUGAUAAUCGGUUGGUGUUUGCUCCUUGUAGUUACGCUGUUAUUUAUUCAAUUGUCCGGUCCUGUAAAAGUAGGAAAUUUCAGAGGUGUAAUUCUGCAAAUGGAUAAUUUAUUGAUGCAUUAACAAUGUGGGAAAUGUCAUCGUGUGCUACCAAUAUUCAACUUCAAAGACCUGUAACUGUGAAAUGGAAAAUGGUUUUUCACACUCUUUUGCUACUAACACUGCAUGUUCUUCCCUUCAGCGCAACAGUGUUUGUAUUCACUACGUGAAAAGUGUACAAAUCUUUUCAAUUCCUCGCCGUAUUAAAGAGCAUUUUAACCCAAA